This is a messenger RNA of Dothidotthia symphoricarpi CBS 119687, 837 nucleotides long. RefSeq lists its product as uncharacterized. The coding region runs from base 1 to 837 and encodes 278 amino acids. Lineage: Eukaryota; Fungi; Ascomycota; Dothideomycetes; Pleosporales; Dothidotthiaceae. The record is from RefSeq and is a predicted model, not a curated record. The transcript has 2 exons.
AUGCAUCUCCACGCGUCACUCUUGACGCUUUUCACUUCCUUCAUUGCGACGACAGUCAGUCAGACUUGCUACGGCCUCGACGGUACGAAACUCGACAACACAUUUGCUCCAUGUAAAUCUUCCACCACACAUAGUGGUUGCUGUGCAACAAACCGAUCAGUUGGUGCAGACAUAUGUCUGGAUACUGGAUUGUGCAUGGCGACAAAAGACGAAUACAUGGGCUCGAUAUGGCAAAACGGGUGUACAGACGCCACGGGGAACGACAAAGCAUGUCCCAAAAUGUGUCCAGAUGCAACCACCUCCUUCGACGGCCUAACCCCCGUCCAAGCAUGGAACGUCCAAAUGUGCGACUACGGCACCUACUGCUGCCGGGCUUCCAACGACCGAAAAAACUGCUGCAACAACGCCACCGCACCACGAAUCACAACAAAAAACAUCGGCACCUUCCAGCUGCCCACACAAACAGCCACCACACCAUCACCAUCCGCCACCGCCACCCCCUCAGCCCUCGCCAUCGCCUCCCCCGCCGAGCUCGCCCUCGACACAACAACCUCCUCCUCCUCCUCCCGCCAAACCCUGUGCAAGAAAGAGCGCCGCCAGACCGCCAUCGUCGGCGGCGCCGUCGGCGGCAUCCUCGGCUCUGCGCUCCUCGCCGUCUGCGCCGUCAUGUUCUGGAUGCACAAGAAAGAGAAGCGCCAGCGCAGACUGAAGGAGCACUACGAAGAGCAGUUCUCGCAGACUUCUGCGUAUCGGAAGAUGUUGGCGAGUAGCUCUGGGUCCAUCAUGAAUGGGGUCGCGGAUGAGGAGCCUAGGAGGGGGAAGAUGGUUCCGCGAUGA